Molecule: messenger RNA, 8283 nt
Organism: Mauremys mutica (yellowpond turtle)
Lineage: Eukaryota; Metazoa; Chordata; Testudines; Geoemydidae
Product: TRPM8 channel-associated factor 2-like
Exons: 8
Coding region: 128-2878 (916 amino acids)
Source: RefSeq, a predicted model, not a curated record
CUCUGAUUAUGACGGAUCUGAAGCCCAAAACAUUAAUCUGACUAUUGGAUUGCAGGAAGCAGAGACUUCUGUAUGUGAGUGAGUGAUUCCCCCUGCUGGGACCCGAGUAGAUAAAAGGAAACUGAAGAUGAAGCCCGCUGCCACCUAUGAGCUACUGGUGGAUGGAGUUGGGAAGUGGGAUUUUACUGGAAAUUUUUUUCCUUGUGAGCUGUUGCUCACAGGAGACGCUGCAUUCCCGGUGUUGGUAAGCCCUGAGAAGCAGGUACCGAUCGCUGUUUCUCACUAUGGGAAAGGCCGGAUGGUGGUCGUUUCUCACGAGGAAAUCCUGAAGAAUCCCAACUUUUCCCAGUUCCUUAGGAAUGUUGUGGACUGGCUCAGACCCUUCCCAGAGGCACAGGUCGGAGUCCAUAGGAGCCUGGAUCCCCUCUCUCAGCUGCUCCUAAGGUCCAGCACUAAAGUGCAGCCCGGCGUGGGGCUCAGUGCCUCUCUAGGGGUGUACUGUACAGAUGCCUAUGAUGACGCUCAGGCAGAGGAGCUGGUCCACUUUGUAAAGGGAGGUGGGGGCCUGCUCAUUGGUGGUCAGGCCUGGUACUGGGCUAGUCAACACGGUGCGGAGAAGGUGCUGUUUGAAUUCUCUGGGAACCGAGUGACCAGCGUGGCUGGCGUGUACUUCACCGGCAAUACAGUGAGGCCAGGGAUCUUCAAAGUCUCGGGAAAGAUCCCAAAGAUCCCCUUGAUCGUCCCGCACGGGGCUAAUCUCAGCCAGGAUGCAGAGCUUCUCCUCAAGGGUCUGUCGGAACUGGAUAUAGUGACCGGCGGGGUGCCAUCCCCACUGCUGGUGCAUGGGGUGCUGGCCUUCCCCCUCGGCCUGGACAGCUCCCACCGCUGCUUCCUUGCUGCAGCGCGCUAUGGCCGGGGCCGGGUGGUGGUGGCGUCUCAUGAGGGCCAGCUGUGUGCCCCAAAGCUGGCAGGGUUCCUGCUCAAUGCUGUACACUGGUUGGAUGCUGGGAGGCAGGGGCUGGUUGGGAUUGCUGCCCACCUCAAGGGGCUGUGUUCCCUGCUGUCCCAGGAGGGCCAGAAGUACCGGGUAUCAGCGCUGACGAGCGACAUGAGUGUCUACUGCUGCCCUUCUCACAGCGACCAAGAGGCAGAGAAGAUCCAGGCCUUUGUGGCGGAGGGGGGAGGGUUGCUGAUUGGGGGGCAGGCCUGGUACUGGGCCUCCCAAAAUCAAGGCCAAGCUGCCGUUGCCAGAUACCCUGGCAACAAAAUCCUCAACCGCUUUGGGAUCAGCAUCCUGGGCAUGAACCUCAAGGCUGAUAAAUACCCAGCACUGCUACCGGAGGAGCUUCCCCGUCACUACCACUUCCGUCAGGCACUCUCCCUCUUCCAGAGGCAGGUGGACAAGGAGGAGGCACUCAGAGCCCCCCUGGCAGACUGGCUGCAUAGGCUAGGGCAGGAUUGUUCUGCCUUCCUGAGGAUCCCAGCUGAAGACUGCCCCGCGUACUCCUCACUCCACCGCAUCCUGCUCAAAGUGCUGCGCAGAGGUGGGAUCCCGCAGGUCAGCAAGAAGAAUCCAAUCAAGAGCAACUCCAAGGAGGCAGCCCUGCUGUGCCUGGCUACGGAGCUGUCCCAGACCAUGACAGACUGUGCUGUCCUGGUGCAGAAACCCACCGAUGCGGUCUGCAAGCUCCCAUCCAGCUCUCCUGUCACCCUGGAAAUUGAUGGCACAAAUACAGGUGGGACAGCAUGGAUGAGUACAGGACUUUACCUACCUGAUGGGAACACGGCAGUGAUAAUGUUUCCUUGCAUGGCGACCAGUGCUGGUCUGCAGGUGCAGAUCGGGUGUCACUCUGAUGACCUCACCGCUGCGAAGGAGCUGAAACGGGCCCCCAUGGUGGUACGCAAGUGCCAGGUCAGCUGCCAGAAGCAGUCAGUCUCCUGCCUCUGGGGCGGCCUCAUUUACAUCGUCGUGCCAGGGGGAAGCCAGCUGGGCAAAGUGCCCAUCACUGUGGAAGGGGCAGUCCAGGUUCCCUACUUCAGACUGGGAGAGACCUGUAAAUGCCAGUGGCAGGCCAGCAUCCGGCACUACCCUGCACCCUGGGCCGAACUAGCUACUGAGAACAUUAUCCUGACUGUGCCUGCUGACAGCAUCCGCCAUAUAGAGAACCCAGAGCCUCUUCUGACCCUCUGGGACCAGAUCAUGAUGGCUAUAGCUGAGUUGGCAGCAGCACCAGUGAAGUUCCCAAGGCCAGAGAGGAUUGUAACAGACGUCCAGAUCUCAGCUGGCUGGAUGCACGCUGGCUACCCCAUCAUGGGCCACCUGGAUUCGGUGAAGGAGAUGGUGAAUGUGGAACACAUGCGAGCCACUGGCCUGUGGGGCCCCAUCCACGAGCUGGGACACAACCAGCAGCGGGCAGGCUGGGAAUUCCCCCCUCACACUACUGAGGCCACCUGCAACCUGUGGUCUGUCUAUGUGCAUGAGAAGGUGCUGGGGAUCCCCAGGGACAGGGCCCACCAGGCUCUCCAGCCACAGUGUCGGAAGCAGAGGGUCACCGGUUAUCUGGAGAAAGGGGCUCAGCUGAAGGACUGGAGCAUGUGGACUGCGCUGGAGACGUACUUGCAGCUGCAGGAGGGCUUUGGCUGGGAACCCUUCAUCCUCCUCUUCUCUGACUACCAGAAAAUGUCCAACAUCCCCAAGGACAACCCCUCCAAGAUGAACCUGUGGGCUGAGAAGUUCUCUCGGCAGGUGAACAAGAAUCUGGCUCCUUUCUUUCUGGCCUGGGGCUGGCCUAUCAAGGAAGACGUCUCCUUGGAACUGGCUACUCUACCAAACUGGGAGGAGAACCCAAUGAAGCUAUACAGACCUGGGAAGAAAUAAAGUCUGGGCACUUUGUCUUCAGAACUAAUCCAAUAGCUGCUUACCUGUCCUUCAAGUUGUACCAGAGUUUGCAUUGGUCUAGCAGGUAUACUUAGUGCUGCCUCAGCGCAGGGGCCUGGUCUAGAUGAUCUCUCAAGGUCCCUUCCAGCCUGACGUUUCUAUGAUCGUGCCAACACACUGUCUGAUUCAGAUUUUAUAUCCACAACCUCUAUCCUUCACUGGACAGUGGGAUAUGGACUUACUAUUCCCCGUCUUUGCCCUGAAUUCCAUAGCUUGUUGCUCUCUCUGCGUGAAAUCCCCACCCGCCCCAUGCAGAGGGUCAGCAAAGGUCUAUGUGACACUCAAAUUCCGUGUUUUGAGGACUUAAGCAGUGCAUAGGCCUGGUGCUGACCCUCUGCCUAGGGAGGAAUUUCAACCCUGCUGUGCUUACUUCCUGCCGAACCUGUCUCUCCAUGCAAAUGGAUGGACUAGUCACUGGGUUAUCUCAGGGAUUACAUAAAAGAGAUCCAUAUCCUUAAUGCUAACAAUGGCAAAGACAAUAUUGAUUUCUUCUAGUUUAUUGUUUUAAUGUAGGUAACACUAGACCUUCAGUAUACAUUUCAUUGGUCUUAGUUCUUAUUAAGAUUUACUCUCUCUAAUACUGGAUAAGAUUCCACACCCACAGUCUUAAAACCAAGUGACCUCAUACUGCGUUUAUCCAAUUGCCAUUUAGCUGAGAUCCCAAAUACUGGUGCUUUCUUUCAAUUGUGCAUUGCUGAUUUUCAUUUUUCUUCUGUCUCAGAUGUAUUCCUGAUUUUCUGGGAUACCAUCUGUGAAAAUGCAUUGGCUUAGACUUCUGCAUCAUGUUCCAAAGAUACGUUCCAUUUUUUUUUUCCCAUAUCGAUAUGAGAUAUUCUUCCAGUAGACCAUUGUCCCCCAUCCUCCAGGCAGAAAUUCAGCACAGGUGUGGACAACACUUAAAUCCCACUUUGGCCCUGUUUUGAAGGCUCAAAAUACAGUUUACAUGGUGCUUAGAUUUUUGAGCUGGCCCUAUAUAGAGGGUGAAUUUCCACCUUGGUGAGUGUAUAAGCAGAGGACAAGAUAUGAAUGGAUAUAAAAAAGUUGCUCAAAAUCCUGUCGGUUUUAUUAUAGGACUGUGUUGCUUAAGAGGUGGGAUUAUUUAUUUUUACUCACCAAAAAUGGACUUGAAAAUCUAAAAAAGAGCAGGGCCACAUAUGGCAAAUUACACCAGCUGAGGGUCUGACCUGAAAUGCUUGGAGACCUACACUGAUGAAAUCCAAAUGUAAACUAACCACUCUCAUUUUACCAAAAGAGAGAGAUCCGUUCUUUAGCCAAAAUAUGCUAUACUGUGAAAUGGGGGCUAAAUCAGAGUCCUAUUGGCACAGCAAGGAGUCGAAUCCAGACGUUCAAAGAUGCUUUGCCAAGCACUCCGAGUGCAGGUUUGGGCCUAUGAAAAGGCAAAAAAGACCCUCCUGAUACUGGCAAAUCAAAGUUGAUUUUAUUUCUACAGUAUGAUUGUGAGACUAGCCAACACACUUGCAGACAGACUACAAAAUAUAUAGGUACAAUAAUUCUUCAGCAACAAACAGGGUAUAUGAAACAAAAAAUCUUUGAGGCCAACAACACCGGAACGUCUGUUAGAUUCUUUACUAGCAAUUUUUGGCCAGAAGCAAAUUGUACAUAAGCAAGGCUUUUCCCCUUAGUGGUUGUAAAGCAUUCAAUAGCUUUGAAUGAACUACUGUUUUAAUAAUAGAUCCAAGCUCUGUACCAUAUGCCACAGGUAGCGAUGGCCUCAGGUCUGCUCACUCAGAUGAAUCUAACUUAAGAAGUACAAUGCAAGUUUGCCCCAUUUUCCUGUUGUUGACUAUUCUAGUCCUUGAACUUCUGGCAAGAACCAUAGAAAGGAAUCCACCAGUUUAAGGUAUGGUAGAUUAGAGUGGAAGGAGGGGAAAUUAUGCUGUCUGCAGAUUACAUUGUCUAUCUAUCAUACCACUCUUCAGGUAUUUUAAUACUUUGUAUAUGUAUAUUAUAUAUUUGCAGUUUCUUCCCAUCCCUAAAUCUACAUAGUUUAUAUUGUUAUUAUUAUUUAUUAUUACUAUUGUGGGAAAGCUAAAUCUGAAUAGACCCCUUAAACCAACUUGCCUCUGCAACUGCUGCCUCACCUCCCUACUCCCAUUCAUCUCUAAGCUCAUCGAAUGUGCUGUUUACAGCCCGUGUCUGGUGUUCCUCUUCUCCAGUUCCCUCCUAGACCCUCUCUAGUCUGACUUCUGGCCCUUGCAUGCCACUGAAAUUGUGCUCAUGAAAGUCCCAAAUGACUUUUUCCUUGCCAAAGCAGAGAUCCAGUAUUGCAUCCUCAUCCCCCUUGAGGAAUUAGCUACCUCUGACACUCUUCUUAAAAUUUUAUCCUCUCUUGGGUUCUGUGACUCUGUUCUCUCCUGGUUGUCUCUAAUUGCUCCUUCAGCAUGGCCUUUGGAGUAUUCUCAUCUGCCCUCCAGAUUUCUAUUCCACAGAGCUCUGUCCUUGGUCCCCUUCUCUUCUCCCUCUAUACCUUAUCUCUGGGUCAUCUCAUCUGCGAAUACAAAUUUAACUACCAUCUUUGUGCUGAUGACACAUAAAUCUACCUCUCUACUCCAGGCCUGUCUCUCUGACAUCUCCUCAUGAAUCUCUAGCUCUCAGUUCAAGUUCAACAUGGUUAAAACAGAGCUCCUAAUCUAUCCCCAAGUCCUACCCACACCUCCUUUCUCAAUCACUGUGGACAACACUAUCCAGCCUGUAACUUGGGCAUCAUUUUCAACUUGGUCCUCUCUGUAAGUCCUCACAUCCAGGCUAUGGCUAAAUCUUGCCAAUUCUUUCUGCAAAGCAUGUCUAAGAUAUGGUCUUUCCUGGCCAUCCACAAAUGUCUCCCAUUGUCUUGUGUCUCUGUUACGGCAAUAUCCUCUCUGGCCUGACAAAUGCAAUCUUGCCCCAUUUAUCUCCAUUCAGAAUACUGCUGUCAAGCUCAUUCCCUAGCCUGUCAGUCUGACCAUGUCACCUUCUCUUUGCAGCCCUCUCUUGGCUCCUAUCACAUCAAACAGAAGCCGCUGGUCUUUAUUUUCAAGGCCCUUCCUUGCCUACCCCAACUCUACCUAUCAUCUCUCAUUUGCUAUCAAAAUGUCGACUCCCAUCUUUGAUUGGCCCAUGAUUCCAGCCUCCAUCAUCCCCUGGUUAAAUUUUCAAACAAGCACCUUUGUGCUUUCUCCCAUGUUGUGGUGUGCUGAGAUCACACACUAUCAUACUGACCAAUGCUGUUUCACUGUUGCCUUGUACUCACCCAUCGGCUUGUGUGUGCCCAUCUGUUGUCUCUUGUCUCAUACCUGGGGCAGGUCUACACUACAGUGGGGAUCAACGCUCUGAGAUCGAUCCACCCGUGGUCGAUUUAGUGGGUCUAGUAAAGAACAACCAAAUUGACUGCAGAUCGCUCUACAGUUGACCCCUGUACUUUACCCCUAGGGUGACCAGAUGGUCUGAUUUUGUAGGGACAGUCCCGAUAUUUGGGGCUUUUUCUUAUAUAGGCUCCUAUUACCCCCCGUCCCGAUUUUUCACACUUGCUGUCUGGUCACCCUAUUUCCCCAAUGAGAAGAGUAAGGUAAGUCAACAGGAGAUUUUCUCACAUCAACCCCCUGCGGUGUAGACCCUGCGGUAACUCGACCUAAGGUACGUCGACUCCACCUACAUUAUUUACGUAGUUGGAGUUGCGCAGCAUAGGUCGACAUACCGCGGUAGUGUAGACGUAGUCCCUGGCCCAAAGAGCUUACAAUCUAAGGCUAUCUUUUUCUUCCGUGUUUGUACAGCUCUUAGCAAAAUGGGGUUUUGGUCCUUGACUAGAGCUAUGGACUAGGGGGCCUACGUGCUCUGGUAAUAUAAAUAAUGAGCAAUAAAUAAUACAUGAUAGGGAUGAAAUGGCCACCCAGUGGCAGCAGAGAGCAAAGGAAUGAAAGUGAUGUAAUUAGAUGAUUGAACAGGUGCGUUGUGGAAGAGGCUGCGGCUGUAGUUAGGAUAUUUACUGAGAGUGAGCUAUGGUCUGACCCUAUAUGACAGGGAGAUGGGAUACUAGAUGGUCCCGUGGUCCUUUCUGGGGUGCAGGCAAUGGGAUAACAAGCUAGAUGAAUCAGUGAUUUAAACCUGUGUAGCAGACGGCUGGACUAGAGAGGACAGAGGCCUGAUUUGGAUAAGGAGAGGGAACAAUGCCUUGUUCUAGUACACUAGAAUCAAGCAGAGCAAGAGCUGGCAUGCCAGCGUGGAUGGAAUAAUGAUUGACUAUAGUAUUCCCUAAAUGAAACUGUCCUCUGCUAGAGAGUGAACAAAUUAUUUCCUUGAGGAAAUGCAAUUUCUUUGCAUGGUAUUUUGAGAAACAAACAAUGCUACUCGGUGUUAAUUUAGGGUCACAGUCAGUUUUUCUCUAAGGCAGAAGUCAGGAGAGAUUCUCCUCCUCUUUGUAAUCUCUCUGGAUGGAAACAGGUGUGGGUGAGGGGGAAGCGGUGUGAUUUCCUGAUAGAUUCACCUAUUGUAAAAUCUUAUCACCAGCAACUUAAAUAAGGCCCUUCUGCAUUUACUGUUUACAAGUUACAGCAUCACUUUCAAUGACCAGACUUUUAAUUAGACCCAAAGAGAUUUUUUCAAGGUUGCCCUGUAAGCUGUUCACUGCUGCGAAGACAUUGGUGUUUAGAACAGCAGUAACUCAGGGCCUACCAAGGUCAAUGGAAAGAUUCCAGUAGAGCCUGUGAAAUAGACUUGAAUGGGAUCCUCGGAGCUGAAACAAUUCAGAGGCAGCCAGUCAUGAAGCAUGGCACCUCUUUCUUAUUCCCUUGCCCUCUCCUCUCCUCUUUGUCACAGUUUCAUAUAAUUAAUUCUCAUCCUGUUACCUUCUGCUUACUGUAGUUAUCAGCAAUUUGUAUUUAACUUUUCAGUUUUCCCCUUUUAUUUCCUCAUAGUUGUUUAUUAAACUCAGUGUCUCCUCUUCAAUCAGAUAGUCAAAGUCACUGCUCUCUGUGUAUGUAUUACUUCUUUAUAUUGUUUUUAUUGCAUUCAAGAUAAACAGAAAGAAGAUAGUUACAUGGGAACUGGAGAGUAUUAAGUGUUAGCGAACACAAGUAAAAUAAAAUCUGUAUUAGGGGUCUGUUUUUUUUUUCCACUGAUUUACCCACCAUGAUAAAGGGGCAUUGUCAGGCACUAUUUAGGUUCUAAAUCUAGGAUUUCUUAAUCAAAGGUAUAUCAUUAAUUACAAGGAAUGUCAACUUUAAUUUCAGCCCUCUUGUUCAAAUGCAUUGUGACACUAUCUUUAAUUACAUGAUCACAUACUAUUUUUUCCACAGGCUCUGACCUCAUUCAGGACAGGACAGAUGCACCAAUAAAUCUGGCUUUUCAUA